UUCUAUUUUUGCAAUAAAAAGUACAUAUGAAAAGCAAUAAGUUAUUGCCCUUCAUAUAUACUAAUUAUGAAAAAUGUUAUUGGCAAUAACAUUGCUCUCUCACUACCAAACAUACUCAUAAUUUAAUCUUAUUUACCUUGUCUCAAGAUUCGUUUCUUGUAUGUACAUGCGAGAUUGACGAAUAUCAAAUGAAGUCGAAUGAAAAAAAUAAAAAUAGAAGGGGAGGGAAAUAAACAAAACACGUACGGUGAGAUAAUGACGCAAUUUCGCCUGGACAAUUUUGACAACAGCCGGAAUGCAGCCAGCCUUCUGACGGUUGCCAGAACAUACUGCUUGAUAUCAUCCGUAUAUUUCAAAUAGGCUAAAUUUCAAAUGUACGAAUGAUGGUCAACAAAACGCGUUUGAACAUUAGUUAUUCACUAAAAAGACCUUUAUCAUUUCUUUCCGACAUAUCAAAGACUCGGGUGAUUUGCAUUGAUCAGAUGCCUACGCCCGACUCCUCUGGUAGAAGGUAAAUGUUGAGUUACUAAAAAAUUUCUGCUUGCUUAAAUGACCCUCUUUCACGUCUCACCUUACGUUCUAUAUUCACCAGUGCGGUAAAUUUUCAUUUUCAAUCGAAUAUAUAUCAGAUCAAAAUGAAGUUUAUGGUCACUAUCCGUCAGUAUAUCGAUACAGAUUCAUAUAACUUUUGCUGCCAUUUUCAAGUGAAGCUCUCCGAAUUCAUCGUCAGUUGAAUAAUCGAACCUAGUCAUUUGAAGUUUUGCAUUCUCAGUUUCAAGUUUCAAGCUACUUCAUUGCCUUCGCUGUUGGUAUUGAGCAAGUUCGAACGAAUAGAAUUAUAAAUGGGAUAAAGUAUUAAAAAUGAUAACUGAAGGAAGAAACUAUUAAUUCAUGUGAAUUGUGUUAUUGAUAUUUCAGCUACCUGGUUUGUCUUCCAUUUAUUAUCUUGAAUCAAUUCGAAUGUUUACAUAAGUGAGUUUUUCUAUUAUAGGUACUUCCGAAACCGGAAUCCGGGAACGGGUAUAAUCGAAGUUUUUGAGUCUAUAGUUACAAUCUUCGGUCGUUAAUCGAAAAUCGGGGAUCAGAAAAGCCAACAAUAAUUUGUUUGGCCGUCUACUGACAAUGACUAUCGAUUGGAAUAGUUUUGAGGCAAUCUUAAAAAUUAUUUUACAUGUUUUACUCACCGCAUUUAGUGAUGGUAUAAAUAUUUUAACAAUCUUCACCCUGUAAUUCGCAAUUAGAUGUCGGACCCGAAUGAAAUUCAAGAAUUCAAUAUGGGACCACAAAACCUUUCAUUUGAACCUAAGUUUGUAAAAAUCGGUCAAUCCAAAGUGAGUGAGAUUUAUUUUGGAACAUAGGAUCACUGUUCCCUAUGCUUCCGGAAUCUAGGAUAGCCGCAAUCGGUUUAUUUUAUUUGUCUACUGAUAAUGGCUACCGAAUGGAAUAGUUUCGAGGCCAGUUUAAAAAUUUUGUUUACGAUUCGUGUAUCAAAUUAUUAACACACUUUACCCUAUAAAUCCGGAACCGGAGGUCGGAUCCGGAUGAAUUUUGGAAAUUUUGUAUGAAAUCAUGAGAACUUUCAUUUGAAGUUAAGUUUACUAAAAUCGGUCACACCAUCUCUGAGAAAAUCGUGGAAGUAAGUUGAAAUAGAAAUGUUUACGCUAAUCAUCCUGUAGUUCUGGAACCGGAAGUCGGAGUGAAAGAAAAUUCAGGAACUUUGUAUGAAAUAAUUAUACCUUUCCUUUGAAUCUAAGUUUGCAAGAAUCGGUUCAGCCGUUUCUGAGAAAAUUAAGGGCACUUAUUUGCAUUUUUUGCACAUAUCACUCUGUAACCCCUAAACCCUCCCCUGUAUACGCGCCUGACUUGGAUGCUCGUUCAUUAUGUUAUCACUGUUCACGAUAAGUGGUUUUCUGGGAUCAUUCUAAAUGAAAAAAAUACAUAGAUCAAGCUUGUCGAACUGUCCAACUCGACGCCAAACAUUUCGUUGUUUCGAAUGGUCAGACUAUCAAAGAAUCUAUGCAUCAAAUCUAAUACGUUUGAUUUAGACAUUUAAGGAAAGCGACCAUAAUGCCGAUUUUUGUUUUUGCUUGAUACAUUUCUUCAUUCGUGAUUUUUUAACCUCAAAUGUACAUCUACAGAUGCUCCUGCCUUCUCGCUGUUCAGGUGCGAAGAGAUAAAGUAAACUUGUCAUUUUUAUACCGUUUCAUAGAGGGCCCCCUUAACAUGUCAUCCCUGUGACAUAUCGUUAAAGACUUCUAUUCUGCAACAAGCAUGAAACCCGCCCGCCGAAUCACAUUCAUUUCGAAUAGCAGUAUACUGGCGAGCAGCAGCCCGACAACAGUUUGCUGACAUAGCUUUUUAUCCACUCGUUUUUUUUAUUCGUUCAGUGGCGUACGCGAAGGAAGCGAUCAAAACAAAACCGUAAAGUCCUGUACUCGCGAGAGCAUAUCUUAUUCUCUCAUUCUCAUUGAAGUUUUGGUAUUGGAAGACAUCAAAACUGACGUAGGCACUGGCGGUUGGUUGUCGAGCUUUGCCAACAAACUUUUCUUUCUUGAGUCUCGCUCAUUCGACCAGUUGCUGCUGUAGAGGAGUUUUGCGCUGUUCAUUGGCAUUGACAUUGCUGAAGAUCAGUACUAAACAGACACCGAGGAUCGAGAGAUCGGUUGAACUACUUUCAUUUAGAAGAAAGAUUUGUUAAUCGAUCGUUGUAGUGAUUGAAAUUGGAAUAUUUGGAUUAAAAAUACAGAAUUUCCGAGAAUACUUUUGUAACAAGUCAGUAUCAGAAAUAGCUUGCACAGAUAAACUGCAUCUUUUCCAGAACACAAUGGGAGAAAAAAUAUCCUCAUCUACUUCAACCACGACCCGAAGAAGGUCUCCUGCCAAACAGAAUGACCAACAAGUACCCAAAGAGAAAACCGCACCUAAACGCAAAAGUCGAGAGGAAAAGCUUAACCAGCUGUUCGGUUCACCUCCACCACGAUCCGUUAUCACCGAGCGUCCAAAGCAGAAGUCCGUAUUCGUGGCAUACGUGCUUUGGUUGUUCGGAGGUUUCUUCGGGCUUCAUCAUCUCUAUCUGCACCAGGAUCGACGAGCAUUCGUUUGGUGGUGCACUUUGGGAGGAUACUUCGGUAUCGGAUGGCUUACCGAAAUUCAUAAAAUUCCGUCAAUGGUGCGGGACUGUAACGAAGAUCCACGCUUCAUCGGAGAAUUUCAGGCAAAGAUACGUAUGAACCAGAAGCCACCCCUAACAACAUCACGAUUACUGCUGGCUGUGAUGGUUGGCUUUCUGUUCGGCCAGUUGAUUAUGAUCGCAAUACCGCAACAGGUUUUUGUCGGAGUGGAUUGGAAUUUCUUGCAUUGGUGCAUUCCUAUCGGAUCUGCGAUUGGCGUUUGGACGGUGGGAAACAUGGGUCGUGAGAAGGGAGUGUUUUGGCACUGCUUGAUAGGUGCUUACGUUGCCUAUCCCAUCCGAUACUUCGUUUUGGAUGAGGCUUACUGGUUCACUUUGAUGACAGUUGCUUCGGCGUUUGCUUUUCACUAUUUUUCUAAAGAGUGGAAUCUAGAGGUACCAAAACGCGAGAAGCCUUUGAAGCGAGCUGCUAUCUUCGUACCUUGUGUUCUGUUGUAUCUUUCGUUGUGGGGAUGUUUCUUCUACUUCAACGGUACCAUCACGGACUCCGAUGGUGAUGAGGUACCGGUACACGAAGCAAUCCAUAAUUUCAUCAAAUCACCGUGGUGGACUGACCUUAAGCAAACUGUAUCCGAUACAAUUCAGUUCGCUAAGCAUAACGGAUGGGCUGAGGUUUGGAAGCAGAUUAUAGACUCUAUGGAUGCUGAUGGAGAGCAGAAUGCGUACAAGGUUUUGGGAGUCAGCCCGACGGCUUCUCAAACAGAGAUCACAUCUAUUUGGCGAAAGUUGUCUCGGGAAAACCAUCCGGAUAAAGUUAAGGAUGAAUCACUACGUCGAGCAGCUCAGGAGAAGUUUAUGGAGAUUCAGCAAGCCUAUGAAGUACUUAGCAAGAUUAAAUCCAAGAGACGACAACGAAGCAAGAAGUCUAAUGAGGAUCUUUAGUGUAAACAAAAAACAUUCCAAAUCUUUAAUCGUAUGAACUGAUUAAUUUCUAAAUGCGCUGUAAAUAUUUAUUGAAUGAGUUGUAAUCAAAGAAUGCAGCAUUUUCAGUUUUAUUUUA
Malaya genurostris is the source of this 4190-nucleotide messenger RNA. It is a transcript of the gene wus, whose product is annotated as dnaJ homolog subfamily C member 22. The record is from RefSeq and is a predicted model, not a curated record. Gene Ontology annotation, cellular component: early endosome; plasma membrane. NCBI's taxonomy places the organism in Eukaryota, Metazoa, Arthropoda, Insecta, Diptera, Culicidae. The coding region runs from base 2825 to 4072 and encodes 415 amino acids. The transcript has 4 exons. Gene Ontology annotation, biological process: endocytosis.